Vitrella brassicaformis is the source of this 2066-nucleotide messenger RNA. NCBI's taxonomy places the organism in Eukaryota, Vitrellaceae. The record is from the annotation of a GenBank genome assembly.
UCGCGCUCAGCAGCCGUCUGAUGAUCUUGGGGAAGGGGAUGCGCUCCUCUCCCUGCCGGAGCCCAUGCUUCGACAAGUUGAGGUAGCCCAGCAGAUGCUCGAACCGCCAGCCGGACGGCCCUGGUGCUGCGCCUUUUGCUGCUGAGCGGAGUGCCUUCGCGAGCAUCUUGGGUGGGACGUCAAGUGCCUCGGGCUCCACGUUGACGUCCGGCUUGGUGACGGGCGUGUUGCGUGAGGGGUGGAGGGCUUGCAGCUUGGCGUAUGUCUCCUCCGUGGCUGGGGCGACUGGGGUGGAGUCCAGCUUCUUGGCCGCUCGUGUGAAUUCCCCAAGCUCCACUAGCCGCUUGGCUGUCAUGAACGCCCUCUGCGUUGCCGUGUCGUGGGUGGGGUGGGCGGGUGUGGGGUGGAUGGCCGGUGUCGUCUCGGUGCUCUUUGGUGCGAAAUCGGCUCCCUCGCAUAGCAGCAGCUCCCAUUCCCCCUCCCAAAACAGCCGAAAUCUAUUGACUCACUGGGGCCGUCGAUGAUGAUGCAAUCGUCGUCGUGGUCUGCAUUGCCGUCUCCGUCUCCCUGCCCCUGCCUGCCGUCAUGCACCUGUCCACUCACGCCGUCGUACCUUGAUGCAAGUUGCUCGGGGGCCUCGUCUACGGCAGCUCGUGAGAUGUCCGUUGCAAUAGCGGCAGGACGGAGGAGAAUUUCAUGCUGCUGCAUCGCAUCCAACAACUCCAGAGUGCACUCUUCUCGACAGGAGGGGCAUGUUGAGUGGCGGGUCAGCCAGCGUUCCACGCACUGGCGGUGGAAAACGUGCUGCUCGGCACAGGGCAGGGUGAUGAAGUCGAGGCGCUCGCCGCGUUCUUGGCAGAUUAAACAUUCAAGGUCCUCGGUUGCCAUUGGCUGAGACGUAACACAUCCAUGGAAACACCAGAAAAGAAACAGACACACCUUUCCUACUUCGGUCUGAUCGCCACGACUGCCAGCAGUCUCGGUAGUAUCCUGCACGUUGCCCUACAGAGAAAGAAAGUUGCAGAGCGCAUGCAUAUUCAUAGUGGCACACAUCUCAUCCCUCGUCCACUCAGUUGUUCACCUGCUCUUCAUCGCUCAAACUCCGUCCCGUCGCGACCGUUGGGUUCUCGGGCUGUGUGGUUUCAUCACGAUGCCCCUGCACAGAAAGUUUCGGAGCGCAUUCACAGUCUCACACAUUCUCUUUCUCAUACUGACAUGGCGGCGAAAAUACAGCUCCGGCUCCAAAAGUUCAUCCACAUCAUCAUCUUCUUCAUUCUGCUGGGUUGGCUCCUCUCUCUGCUGCUGCUGGCGCUCCAGCCGAACAAUGAGAGGUACAAGCUCCUCUUCGUCGUCCUCGCUGCUCUGCGAGUCGUCUUCGUUGACAAAAUGAUGCUGUUGUUGAGUGUCCGGCUGCUGCUGCUGUGGCGUCUCGUGCUGCUGCUGCAGUGUCUCCUGCUGCUGUGGUGUCGCCUCGCCAUACACAAACUCCUCGCCAUGCGCAGCUGCGUCCUCCGGCUGGUCUUGGUAUGGCGUGUCGUUCCCUGGGGCUGCCUCAGAGAAGCCAUCCUCAUCUUCGUUGUCCAUCUGCAUUCUCGGGCCUGCAAGCACCACACACACACACACACACACACAUCCCACAAUGCCUCUAUGUCUUCUCUCUAUUUUCCUCUACUUCCAAGUUGGGAUGCUUGAAAGCCGCCCUCGCCUACGAGCCCCAUCCAAUGGCCGCCAGUUGUCAAUACGUCGAAACUCACGCCGCUCGUUGACGGGUUUUCGACGUGCCGAAGGGAAAUCGGCACCCUGCUGCUUCUUGAAUAGACAGUUGUGCCCGACGAAGCUAUCUCUUGCUCGUUCGCUAAAAUGUAGACCCGCCCACGCACCUCUCGCAUUCGGAAAAAGGCGAUCAUCUCCGUCACCGUCAACGACGCCCCGGGAGUGCUCAUGUACGCGAGAUACUCAACAAAGGACAGCCCCGAGAUGUCCAGGUGCUCGGGAGGGAGAUGCGCUUGGCCGUCGGGGCUCUCGACCUCACACAGCGGCAGGAAAUAGUCCGGGUUCUGCCGCAU